Molecule: messenger RNA, 3437 nt
Organism: Ictidomys tridecemlineatus (thirteen-lined ground squirrel)
Lineage: Eukaryota; Metazoa; Chordata; Mammalia; Rodentia; Sciuridae
Source: RefSeq, a predicted model, not a curated record
GGCCUCAGAAGCCUUUAACUACACGGUUGGGAGGUCCCUUGGCUGAUAGCUGGUUAGCGCGCGUUUGUGCAGGAGGGAACUUUUCGAUCACUCCUCGGGGACCCAGGGCGCCCCUAGAGACGGCUCUAGGACACAGGACCUAGUGGAGGGAAACGGAGACGGUGGCAGUGGACGGUGGCGGCAGCAGCAUCUCUGGAUCGGUCGCUCUCCAGGCUCCUGGGCUGCGGGACUGAGUGAUUCGGAGGAGCGCGGGUAGCGGUGGGGCGCUGGGGCCGCCCCUUUCCCGCAGGGGGCGGCGCAGGACUUCGAGUGGAGGCCGGGACGCGAGCGGUUCUGUCUGGAGGACGCGACCUCCCGGAGCCGCGGGGCGGCAGGACCUGGGAAACGGAUCUCUGAAACGCUCGGGGCGCUGGCGGUGCGAUCCCGGGCAUCCUGAUCGGUGGCCCCAGGCUCCGCCGCCCCAGCUGCGUCUCUCUCCUGGCCAGAAGUUUGCCACGCGCCGGCCAAGUUGGAGAGUCUGGAAGCUCCAGGAAGAAGCUCCCCUCUUCUGGCUCCUGCGGUUCCAGGCAUGGCCGGGCCGAGGGCUUCACCCUACUUGUGCUGGUGGCUGAUUCUCGGCAGCUGUCUUCUCGCCCAAGCCCAGCUGGAUUCUGAUGGCACCGUUACCAUUGAGGAGCAGAUCAUCCUGGUUAUGAAAGCGAAAGUGCAAUGUGAGCUCAACAUCACAGCCCAGCUCCAGGAGGGAGCUCAUCAUGACAGAUGUAUGUGGUGGAGCAAAGCUAUUCAACUCACGGCUGGACAUGAAAGGAAGAAAGAGGACAGGAUGGAGAUCCCACUCUCCUUCAAAGGCACAUCCCCAAUGACCCGAGGACUUCCCACUAGGCCCUGCCUCUUCACAUUUCUCCCGUUUUCCAAAGGUAAUUGUUUCCCAGAAUGGGAUGGACUCAUUUGUUGGCCCAGAGGAACAGUGGGGAAAAUAUCAGCUGUCCCAUGCCCUCCUUAUAUUUAUGACUUCAAUCAUAAAGGAACCGCCUUCCGACACUGCACUCCCAACGGAACAUGGGAUUUUAUUCACAGCUCAAAUAAAACAUGGGCUAAUUAUUCAGAUUGCUUUCUGCAACCAGAUAUCAGCAUAGGAAAGCAGGAGUUCUUCAAAAGCCUCCACAUCUUGUACACCGUGGGCUACUCCAUUUCCUUGGGUUCCUUGGCUGUGGCCAUCCUCAUCAUCGGUUACUUCAGACGAUUGCAUUGCACUAGGAACUAUAUCCACCUGCACUUAUUUGUGUCUUUCAUGCUGAGAGCUAUAAGCAUUUUUGUCAAGGACAGAGUAGCCCAGGCUCACCUGGGAGUAGAAGAGCUGCAGUCCCUGAUAAUGCAGGAUGACCUACACAAUUCCAUUGGAGCACCUUCUGUGGACAAAUCACAAUAUAUCGGGUGCAAGAUUGCUGUUGUGAUGUUUAUUUACUUCUUGGCAACAAACUACUAUUGGAUCCUCGUGGAAGGUCUCUACCUGCAUAAUUUAAUCUUUGUGUCUUUCUUUUCGGACACCAAAUACCUGUGGGGCUUCAUCUUGAUUGGCUGGGGGUUUCCAGUGGCAUUUGUUGUGGCCUGGGCUGUGGUGCGAGCAACUCUGGCUGAUGCCAGGUGCUGGGAACUUAGUGCAGGAGACAGGUGGAUUUAUCAAGCUCCAAUCUUAGCGGCUAUUGGGCUUAAUUUUAUUCUGUUUCUGAACACUGUUAGAGUUCUGGCUACUAAAAUUUGGGAGACCAAUGCAGUCGGGCAUGACAUGAGAAAACAAUACAGGAAACUUGCCAAGUCCACGCUGGUCCUGGUGCUGGUCUUUGGAGUGCACUACAUCGUGUUCAUCUGCCAGCCCCACUCCUUCACAGGGCUCUGGUGGGAGAUCCGCAUGCACUGUGAGCUCUUCUUCAACUCCUUCCAGGGUUUCUUUGUGUCCAUCAUCUACUGCUACUGCAAUGGAGAGAUUGAGAAGGUGGCAGUCCCACUCCAAGCUGAGGACCUCCCUGCCAUUCCUCAGUCGAGAGUCAUUAAAGAGGUUCAGGGUGAGGUGAAGAAGAUGUGGAGUCGGUGGAAUCUGUCCAUGGACUGGAAAAGGACGCCACCAUGUGGCAGCCACAGAUACGGCUCCGUGCUCACCACUGUGACUCACAGCACCAGCAGCCAUUCCCAGGUGGCUGCCAGCACUCGCCUGGUGCUCCUCUCUGGCAAAACCGCCAAGACAGCCAACCAACAGCCUGACAGCCAUGUAACUUUACCUGGCUAUGUGUGGAGUAACUCGGACCAGGACUGCCUGCCACACUGCAUCCAAGAGGAGACUAAGGAAGGUAUUGAGAGGCAGGCAGAUGAUAUUCCAGCGGAGUCUUCCAGGCCAAUGGAAUUUAGUCUAGUCACAGAAGUACGCCAAGGAGAAACCAAGGAUGUUUUCUGAGUCAACGAUUGUGGCAGCUGGGCAUGGUGGCGCAUGCCUAUAAUCCCAGCAGCUCAGGAGGCUGAUGCAGGAGGAUCAUGAGUUCAAGGUCAACCUCAAAAAAGUGAGGCUUGCUAAGCAACUCAGUGAGACCCUGUCGCUAAAUAAAAUACAAAAUAGAUCUGGGGAUGUGGUUCAGUGGCCGAGUGGCCCUGAGUUAGAUCCCUGGUACAACCCCCAACAAAAUUCCUCUGCCUGAGCCUGAGAUGAAAAGUUCAGGUUAAGGUGUUACUUAAUGCUUUCAGGCUCUGUAAGGUGUCUCCCAUGGGCACAAAGAGGAAGUGCCAGGGAGGUAGUUACUUUGUUUUGCCAUCAAAUUCUUUUCUAAAUUAAUGUGUGGUACUUGCCCUGUAGUUGUUCAUUUUUUCUGCUACAUUUACAUAGAAAAGGUUUCAAUUGCUUGGCACUAGCUUUCUCUCAUAAAUAUCACCCUAAAUAUGAUAGAGAUCAUUUGAUGUGUAUCAUUAUUUUCCUUGUGAGAAAUUAGUACUCUCUUUUCUCUUUCUCACUUUAUUGUACUUCUGUCAUUACAUUUGUUCCCCCUGUGCAUGGGAGCAUCUAGGAUCUGAAAAAUGCAUGUUGAAAGAUUAAAGAUCUAAGAACAUGUAUGCACUGGAAAUUUAGUUGGCUGGACAUGGGCCAAAUAAUAAAUUUAUAACAGUUAUGAUGAUUCUUUCCUAGAAACAAGGGAAGUUGUCCCAAAAUGAAUAUUUCACAUAUCCCUUCUUUUGAAUAUGCUCCUCAUGACCAGCCAAACCUCAGGCCUUCCCUUCUCUUUCUUUGUAAACCACAACAUAUCAAGGGUUUUGCUCAUCUGUAAACUUGGGUCUGCAAACUGGUUUUGUUUGUACUUACUUAUGUUAGUAAAUUACACUGCAUCUAUAUCUUUUUAUUUUUUCUUCUAUUACAGGUGGCAUUUUGGAUAAAUUAAAAGUUUGUUUUAAAAAUG